CGUCGCUGGUGAUGCUCGUCAUUGACGGGCUGUCGUGCAACCUCAACGCAGCCGACUUUUACCGCAUUGCGCCCAACGAUUUGUCCGACUGGCAGAGCGUGAUCAAGAAAGUCCAGAUGCAACGCAAUCUGGAUUCCUUCGAACCGCUUGGCCGCUACCUGCUUACCUUUAGCACGGCCCAAGCCGCGGCCUCGUACCGCGAUAGGCUCGUCCGGCUGCAUAAACUCAACGGCUUCAAGCUGCGGUCUGCAAGUGGCCUCUGGGAGAGCAGCGUCCCUGCGGCUCUCAAAGUGUCUCUCACUUCCCCUCUAGCAGCAGCAGCAGCAACAACCACAACGAUGGGAACAACAAAAGUAGCAGCAGUUACUGAAACUAUCGGUGAUGCGGUUGCUCCUUCUGACUCGCCACCCAGCACAGAGAGCGUAGUUGAUUUGGCCAACUCCUUCACCCUCGCACCCGGUUCUCAGGACACGCUUUCGGUCCAGCGCAGAAAAGUGACGCUUGCACGACCAUGGGCGAAGCGUCUGGCCAGCAUGGUCGAGAACCUCGGAUUCGGCGAACUGCCGCACGUAUUGAUGCUGGAGGUCUACCCGCCUACUCUGAGUGCCGGGGAGCUGAAUCAGUUCAUUCGGCGAGAUGGCGAAAGCAGAGGCCUGAGGUGGCCGGUGUCUGCUCCCCAGCAUCUCAGGAUGAAUAGCAGUCUGCAGCAAGCCCCAACAAGAACAAGGGGCUCGAGGACAAGGGAUGUUGAUCAAGGCGAGGCCAAGGAUGAGGAUGGUCAAGCAGCGCCGAACCAGCAGCAGCAGGGCCCAUCGUUCAAGUUCAACGAUCGCGAGACGGAAGAGAAGCUCAAAGGCCGGUUCGUGCUUGCAUGCACCGACGAGGCAGAGGCACGGCGCUUUCAGCAGAGCUGGAACAACAGAGUGCUGACGACGCUGCGGCCGCAACCAGCUAGAUAUGUAGUGUAUGCAUCAAUAAUAAACUGGUAGCUUAGCUACCUGCCUUGGUAUCUCCAACUGAGCUCCCAUCACAUCAUCCUAAUGGACUUUAUUAAUGGAUUUUAUUAUUGCAUUACACGCUUUAUUCGUUCAUACUUCUUCUUGAGCAUAGCUCAACGUUUACAAAACCACAUACAGUUGUUUUCUCUCGUUAUAACUCUGUUCUGUCCUUCUUCCACUUCCUCGCCUUCUUCCUCCUUCUUCCAACUCCCCCCCUCUCUAUUGUGACACUUGCCGCUCUC
Messenger RNA from Trichoderma atroviride IMI 206040, 1240 nucleotides. RefSeq lists its product as uncharacterized. NCBI's taxonomy places the organism in Eukaryota, Fungi, Ascomycota, Sordariomycetes, Hypocreales, Hypocreaceae. The record is from RefSeq and is a predicted model, not a curated record.